GAAGUGGGGACUGAAUCGAAGGUCCAAAGUCCACAUAUUUUUUUUCUGUGGGUGUGGGUGUGUAUUGUACUUCCUGAUAAAAGCACUAUUAACUUCCUCUGGUUUAAUCAAACACAGAAGCCUUCCUGUGCAUGUCACACACUCACACAGACUCAAUACUGAAUGUAGCCUUGAUGCAUACACACUCCGGCGGUACUAUAGAAAAAAGAUAAAAAGACAGAGAUAUAAAAAAAAACACAGUGGUGGCAUUUAAUUUUCAUGUGCAGUCAAGCUCGGCGUUCUAUUGUAGUGCUGAAUAGAAUACUUUUCUUCAGUUUCUGUCUUCUAGCAUAAGUUGGAGGUUUGUAUCGUUUGGUGAUAAACGAAACAACCCGUGAGUUUUGAUCAUUAUGUUUGUGCAGUAUAGAGGAGAUGUAUGAUUCUCUCACAUGCUACACGCGGAGCAUGGACCCAGUCGUUGAGAACUAGCUAGAACAACUCGUCUCGUGUGUGCUUAUUCUGCAGUUUCACUUUUUGUUGUUCAACGGGAUAACAAACCUUCGCUUGUAUGGACUGAUGCCACAUUGACCAGGUAAUUUUCCUCAUGCUUCGAUACUCUGAUUCAUUUUGCAUGUUAAGCUUGUAGAAACUGAUCUGAUGGACUAAAAAAUUGAUUGCUACUUUGAUGAGAUUUGAUAUCUGAAGAGAAAGGAUUCUAGAAAUCAUACUUACAGGACCACUACAUGACUACAGGUGUACUGCUAAAGCUGGUGAAUACCGGUAUCUGGCAAAACAAUAAAUUCAGGUCUGUCUGCACAUAAUCAGUCAUUAGAAGCUUUGGCAAGAAUCAAUCUGAUCUGCAAAUUCCUUGCCCUGACAUCUUUGAGAAAGGACUGCGAGACAUACAGGAGCCAGUCUUCUUACACAAUCUCUAUGCCACCGAGUUUGCCUGGAUUCAUUUAAACAGGUGGAAAUGAAAGAGACAAGAGUGAUUGAUGUGAGACGAGUUCCGAAAACACCUUUCAUCCUAAAGGCCUCCAAAGUAUAGAUGAUGAAAAAACAAUGGUAGAGAAGAGCAAUGAUGAUUUACAUAACCAAUUAGGAAAGAGUGAUGAUUACCAUAACCAAUUAGGUAUAAGUGAUCAUGACAUUAUCUCAAAAUUCAAUGAUAACUUUAGCCUAAAGCUUCUAUCUCCCCUUGUUCGUCUAAAGAGAGAGCUGCAUUUGUCUCUUCCUGGUCUUGUUCCCAGACAACAAAUCCAAGAAAACUUCAGAGGACACAAUGAGAAUGGCCAAGACAUUAGAAAUGGAAAUGUGGUUGAAACCAGGUGUGGAUUGACUUACAAGAAUGACUUAGAUUUGGGUACAUCAUUUCCCCAUGAGGGGGCACUGGAAAACACUUCCAAUGACAGCGAACUAUUGCAAUCUGAAUUGAAAUCAAGCAAAGCAGUCAAGGGAAAUGUCCCCCUCAUAAGAACAGAGAAUGUACCUGAACAACGGGUAGUCAACAUCAAGAGGAAACGUGGAAGGCCACCAAAGAAUCUUAAAGAUGUAGGUGGUACAGUCGCAAAAAACAUAGGCUCUACUAAGAAGCCCCAUAGCCUAUCAACUGUCUAUCAACCAAGAAAGCGUGGUAGGCCACCAAAGAAUGGAGUACCUGACAAAGGCAACGCACAAAAUGUAAUUCCUACUGCUGUUCCUGUUAGUCGUUUGUCUAGUGCAACAAAGAGUCAAAGAAAUCACCCCUGUAAAAAGUCAAAGGUUGGCUCCACAGCUAGAAAGGAUGACAUAGUUCGUAAUUACCCAUUGAGAAGAUUGCUUCCUUCAAAAUCAAGAGACUUAGGAGUGUCCAAGAGAUUCCCUAGAUAUGCCAAUGUUUUAGGACGAGUUGCUAGAAACAGUUCUACCAUUCUCAUAAAAGGAACAGUACACCUUGUAUUGGUAAAACCUACUCUCAGAGAACAGUUGAAAAUUCAAAAUGCAUCAAUGGUGAGUUGAAAGAAGCGGAAAAAAUCGAGGAAGCCAAAGAGGAAAUCAAUGGUGAAUCGUUAGAAGCAAAAGAAUUUCCUCAAGAAAUCGUGGAUUCCAAAGAAGAAAUCAAUGGUGAAUGGAUAGAAGCAGAAGGAAUUCCUCAAGAAAUCGAGGAAUCCAAAGAGGAAAUUUCACAAAGUUGCAGGACUAAAUUAUGUGGCGAUCCUGGAGAUACUUCUAUAUCAGUUGAGCCAAAGGCAAGCGAACAAAGGACUAAUGAUAAAGAAGCAUGUGAAAGCCUAUCAUCUACAAUUUCUCCAGCCAAUGGCCACUUAGCAUGUGUGAAAGAAAAAGGAAAUACUCCAAAAAAGUCACAGAACAAGCCAAAGCUGUUGAACUUUCAUUUCGUUGGAAACCUUCCUUUGCCUCCUGCUCCCACAUAUGUGAAUCGAUCUGCGAAAAGGAAAAAAUGGAAACCAUUAUCAAAACAUGGUAAACAUCUUGGUGAAUCCAUAAGUGUUUAUGAUUUCACUGAUUCGUCAGACGAGAUUUUGUGUGAGCCAACUACUCCACUCUCAGACCAGCCACAACGUAAAAGAGGAAGACCUCCAAAGCAGAAAAUUGAUGAUGCGGUAGGAGCAAAGCAGUUCCAGUCAAGGACAGUAUUACCACAUAGAAAACACUGUAGGAACAGGUCAGAAAUGAUAACAUCAAGAAAUUUGGAUCGUUUGGACAUUGUACAAGGUAACAAGGAACCUCAAACGAAAAAGAGUCGUGGGAGGCCACGGAAGGACACAACGACCAUGUUGCCAUCACAGAAAAACUGCCAGGAAGAAGCACAUAGAGUAUUUCAUGUCCAGAAACUUGACAUACUACAUCAGGAAAGUGGAUGUAUCAUAUCACAUGUGGAAAAAGACUUGCCCCUGCAACAAGAAAGACUUAUUGAUGAUAACUUUCCUGGAACGGAUAGGAACAGCAAUCCGUUUUGUGUUCCAAAAUUAAUUGAAAGCAGACAACAGAAGACGGAUGUAUCAUUAUUACAUAAUACACAACCUAAUCCUCUAAAAGAUGACAGUGGCCAUGUUUCCAGUGCUAUGCGGACACUAGCUUGGAAGGACAAACCAUCAUCAGAAUUUCAAGGGAUGAGUGAAGACGUUACAUGCUUGACUCCUCCAGGAUCAAAUGAAUGCCUCUCAACAAUAUCAGGAGAUGAAUGUCCUCAAACUCCAGAAGAGCCUAGCAUCCAGAAAGCAUGUCAGAGCCCAAGCAACGUCACCAUUUCAUUGUCAUCUUCUGCUCCGGAUCCCCUCUCCGAAGCUGUCGCUUCAUCACCUUCAUCAAAUCUCCAUAUGCCACAAUUUCAUCAGGGUUCUACAAUUACAGACAGCUCCAAAGAAAUGUUGGACAGGACCAGAUCUCCUUGUGUGCUUCCAGUAAUGAGAAAGGAAAGCAUGUGUGGCAGAGAUCAAAGCGAAAAAAGUAUUACUGAAGGUAAUCCAGGGAAUUCAGAGAAUGUAUCCAUAGUAGCCACAGACGGUUCUACUGAAGAAUCAGAUGGACUUGCACAAGUGAGAAUUGCGAAGACCUUUUCCUUGUCAAAAGAUGAACUCUCAAGUAGCUGUACACACUUUGGAGACAUGGAAACUCAACACAGUGGAGCCAAUUCAACUACCAGUGUUAAUAAUGUUCCAGUGAAAGUUACUGACGAUUCAUCUAUUUUGCCAAGGAGGGAGAGGAAAAACAUAUUCCAGGCAUUGGGAAGCGUUUUGAAUUCUCAAACUUCUAAUCAGGGUAGAAACUUGGAUGCGUCUGAUUUCAGUUAUUUCAUACAGCAAGAUGAAUGGCAUCAAGAACUGAGUGUAUCAGACCCUGAGAUACCUUGCCUCGAGGCCUAUGGGGGUAGUGGUCAAUAUGGCUACGCUUCCCACAACAGUCCACACUCUGGGGGUUCUGACACCUUACCGAUAUUAGAAAAAGAAGCUUUCCAUGGUACUUGCCUCGAUGAUGAUGAUGAAUUUGAAUUUGAGAACCCAUCUGACGUUACCUCAGAGUUUGAUAAGCCACGAGAGAAUGUCAAUGUUGAAGAUUUUUCUCAUAACUGGCCCUUAGGAUCAGAUCCACCUCAGCCUGAAACUGACAUAAUUGAUGCAGCUGAAGCAGUUGAUCAAGAUCUCCAGAAGGAAGAUGCUGGUGUUGCAGACGAUGAGGAAGAAUUCGAGUUUGAGACUCCAGAUGAAGAUGACACCAUACAUCCACAUGUCAAGUUAUUAGAGGAACAAUCCCCAAGCCACAUCGCAAUCAGUGAGUCUUCGACUUCCAAGGAGGAAUGUAUCCAUAAUGAUCGGAAGGUGCUGAGCACUCCAACUGAAAUACAGGAGAAACAAACAGACCAAUGUGAUGAUAUGCAGUUUCAGAAUUCCUUUCCUAAUCUUGGUAUUUCGCCCAACCAUUUAGUAAGUUCAGCAUCAUCCCCAAGCAUGUCAGCAUCUGGUAAUUCAAGUCCCAGUAGAGGUGUGGGAUUUCAGGAUUGUAAGAAAAGCCCUUCUACCAAGCUUCAGAAUCUUCCUAUGCCAGAUUCUAUAGACACCACUGAAGAACUAAAUGGAAAUGCCACUGCUAUUCAAGAAUUCCAUGUAUCACAAAAGCCAUUACACCAAACUUGGUCAGAACAUGUAAAACAAGCAGAUAUCAUUGAAAAUGAUCAAGAAAAGAAUGGCAUUACACUGGACAGCGGCAACAUCUCUGAGCAAAACGAUGAAAGCAGUGUGCCUGAUAGCAAAGUGAUGCAAGAUGUGGACAACAAAAUAGACCAAAAGGAAAGCAGUGUGGUAGAUGACACAGAGAUGCAAGAAAUGGAUCAACAAGAAACACAUUCAAAAUCUGUUACUGAGGAGGUUGAUAUGGCGCCUGGAAUGGAAGGAAGAGAUGAACAAUCGAGUGACGGGAACAAUCCUGCAGAAUGCAACGAUGAGAGUUCUGAGAAGCCCAAUACUUCUCAAGAUAUGAAUGAUGAGCAUCUGCAAAGCAACACCGCAGUCGAUAAAGGGAUACCAAUACAUGAAGCACACCCUACUGAUAAAAAUAAUGCUGAUAGCUUACGUCAAGAAUCACAACAUGUGGCUGAUCCUAAAGAACUACCCAACUCCACUUUUGAUAGAUGCUCACCAGAAUUAGUUGAUGAAGAGAAAGUUGCUCACUCUGUAGUAGGUGAUAUUGAGAUUUCCGAUGACUGCAAAGCUGAUACAAACGUCCAAGAAGGAGACUCUUCACUAAAUGGUCAAGAUACAGCAGAACUUUCUAGCGGUGCUACUGAUUUACUAAACCAUGUCAGACCUUCCAACGAUGCAGAUUCUGAAGCCUGUAAAAGGAAAGAAAAACGGACCAUUAGAUUGUCAGAAACACCUGAAGAUAACCUUGACAAACGAGCUAGUGAAGAUUCUAUACAUAGAGCCUCCCAAGAAGAAAAUCACAAAGGUGAAGAACAUCCUCCCAUAAUGCAGUGUAAGGAAACCGAAUUCCAGGAAGAGGAACCUGAAAAAGAUCUGCACAAAAAGGAAGUCAUAUCAGAGGAAUGUCCCGCAACAGUAGAAACAUCAUGUAAGGAUACAGAGAAGGAAUCUAAAAGCUCAUCAGAUGAUAAUGAGGAGGACUUAGUAGAUGUGGGUGUCCUGCAAGAUUCAUAUGCAAAAGUUGAACAUGCAAGCUUAACAGCUAGUGAACAGUUACAGGCCACAUUGGAGUCUAAGGAGGACACAGAUGAGGUUACCACUGUGCCAUCAAAGCCUGAAGACUGUUCCGAUGCGAUGGAGUUACAAGAACAAAUAAAGGAACCUCAGUCAACUUUGUCUACUGGUCCUGAUGUCGAGGAAUUAUGUCCGAUCAGGAUUGACAAAAGAGGCGGUCAAACUGACGUGACUAAAAGUAAUGAACAACAGGAACCUGCACAGUCAGAUAGCACUAAAAGGGAAAAUGACAAUCCACUUUCCAGUGAUUCACAAAAUGAAUCUGACUUUGAAGAUUCGCAACCAUUAUCACUAUCACAAAUGCAGCAAAAUCAAGUAGUUGAUGCUCUUCAGCAGUCUAACUCUUCCAUUGAACAAGAAAUACAGAAUUGUGAGAAGGAGGAAAGUAAUCCUCAGCCCAGCUUAACAAAGGACAGAGACAUGGUUAAGGAUCAGUCUGCAGAUCAUCAACUUUCCCUGCAGUCCAAUUUGGAAGAACUAGAAACUUCUAAACUUGACCAGAGCCAAAAAGAGUUGACAGCAGAAUACUUGGGACAGGACUGUCCUAAAGAAAGUGUUACAACAGAGCCAACUGUUCUACCUGAAUCUCUCUGUAGUCCUACCCAUCCAAAUGGUUCAUUUGAAAGUUCGGCAAACCAGACUGAUACUUCACAAGAUGGGAACAAUCUUAAAGAUGAUAUUACUUAUUCAAAUUUUUCCCAAACAUCAGAGGGGCUUGUUAAUCUUAUUGAUGCAAAGAAACAAGCCAAUGAAGAUCCUUUCGUGUACUUGGGAGGAUCAACAUGUGAAGGGACAAUGGACAUGCUGUCAGUUGCCUGUGAGGAAACUGUAGGGGGAUAUGAUGAGGAUGCUAUGUCUACAACAAGUUCAGGGGGUGCUACUAUACCAUACCCACUCAGUGAUGGGGAUGACUGGAAUGAUCAUGAUGAAUGCAAUGAUAAUAAUGUUGCUCAGGUUGGGGUACCUUCAUCAACUGUACAAGAUGUGCCAAAUCUACACACAACUAGACACAGAAAAGAUGUAGAACAUUCAUUAACUUCAACUGCCUGUAAAUGGACUGUAAAGUUCACUAAUCCAAAGAAAAGAAAGAGAUCUAGAGAUCGACACCUUGCAAAAGGCAAAAGGAAAUCACACAAGAAACAAAAUCCAACAGAAAAAGGAGACAAGAAACAUAUCAAAAUGACCUUUGUAGCUGAUUCAGAUGUCGUAUUUGGGAGUAAGUCUCCUGACACAGCCACAAAGCUGUCAGAAAAUGAGGAAUCAGUACCAGGUGAAAACUCACAAUCACUGCUGCAAGAGGAGGCCAUUGUUAUGGAACCAUCUGGAAGAAGGAACCAUCUGGAAGUAGACGAUCCAAUGGUAGAGAAAGAAAUCAAUCAGGAUUUAGAGAAACCAAAAUCACCACAGAAGACACAAUUGGUUAGCCAUACUACAUGCAAACUCCCCAUUUCCAAGAGUUCACACAGUCAUCUUUCUCACAUCAAUGAGUCAAGUCCUGCUGAAGCCAAUCAAUCUGUAGUAAUGAAACCAAUUGGAACUAAUGCAGAAACACUGGGAGAUUCUAAUUCAGAGAAGAGGCCAAGUAGUGAUGACUGUCAAGUCGGAGAGCCCUUGAACGGAGGUCCUGAACCAGUGGUCAUAGCUACUUCAAGAGUAGAGGAUCUAGUAAUGAUCGCUGGUGAUGAUCCUAGGACACUAUCAGCUGGCAAGGAAUUGUAUAGUGCAUCAGCUACAGCUGCAUUGAAGAGCUUAGUCCCAUCUGGGAGUCUGCCAAGCAACCAAGGUGUUACUCCGAUGGUGGAAAUUCAGUCAACCAUUUCAUCCUCUGGAUGCAUGACAGAUCCUCAAAGAGAGGGUAAAAAAAUGCAGCAUACAGUACAAAGUUCAGCUGAAGAGGUUGACAUAGGUGCAAAGACUGUGCAGCACAUUCCUCAGUACAUUCCCCAGUACAUUCCCCAAGAUAAAGCAACCUUCUUUGGUACACCUAGAAAUAACAAAACUCAAAUAAGACCCCAGCUUAACACCAAUAGAACUUACUUUUUAAAUCCUUCGCAACAAUCUUCACAUUUCCUCCAACAACAACCCCCUGUACCUAUGAUACAACUGAGGAAUCCAUAUUUGAAACAGUCAGGAACCUGCGACGAGCUCAAACAACACCUGCUGAGUAAAGAAAAGCUUGUUGCACCAGAUCUGCCAAACCUGAUGCACCAUCAACCCCAAAGUCAAUUACCUAACCCCAAUCAAAGGAGUACUUCUCGGCAAAAUUCUGCGACCUAUCCAUCAGAAAGGGAGUUAGCGUUAAAUCAACUAGCAGAGCUACGUAUGCAGUCGCAAAUAGACAGAGAAAAGCGAAAUGCAAAUGUACCAAAAAGAGAGAACACUGCUGUGACAAUUAAUCACACAUACUUGGAAUAUUUUCGACCAUCUCCUCAGAGAAAUUUACCUAUUGGAACAAAUCCCAAUCACUUUGGAGCUCAGGGCAUGUCGGUCGGAUUAGGCCAUGAAGAGUAUGAGAGGCCACAAUUUCAUGGUAGCAGGGUUGCAACAGCUGGAACAUUUAGCCCUCCAAUCGCAGACCAGCUACCCAGAAACCUAGCAAAAUUUCAAAAUCAGCAAAUCCAUGACAAAGGAGAAACCAGCAGAGUAAGGUAUUCGCCUGCCCAUCAUCAUUUGGGAUAUGCAGACAAUAUUCCAGUGUAUACUACUUCAGGGCCAAAAGAACAAUUGAUUGCUGUCUAUCCUGAUGGUACGCAGGCUGGAAUUCCACCCCGCACGAAUCUUCAACAAAAUCUUCAGCCUGCAAGGAAAUCAAGCACGCCAAUGCAAGUCUCAACUGUAAAACAGCCGCAGUCUAAUCCUGGCAAAGAACCUACACAGGCCCCGGUUGAUCAAGAUAUAGCACUUGAUAUGUUGAGGCAACUUCAUGGUGGAUGUGGAGCCAUUAAAAAUGAUCACGCCGGUCAAGAUCUAUUGGGAAGUCAGACUUCAUGCGUUUCUCUCCUGGAAACCCCACAUGUCUUACCAAUUAUGGGGCUCAACCAGAGCCCUACUCUGAUUCAGCAUCCUUCACAGACUUCAAAUCAAUUAAUACAUCAACUGCCGAAUCCUGCAUUUGAUCGUUUCUUAUCGAGCCAGAGAAUGAACAUGGUUGAUUCCCAGCAUGUGUUGUAUCAUCCACACACAGUGCAAAGCAAUCAAGGUAGCUCUUUGACAGGUGCUGCUACUAACUUAUGCCACACGACAUCAAGAACUCCCACUCCCAGAAUGCACAGCCGAACUCCUACACCAAAAUCGAAUACCACCUCUACAACAUAUACCAGUGAUAACUUAACCAUUCUGUCUCACCAACCAGUAUCAACAGAGUUAGAAAGAGCAUCUCUGUCAAGAACAUCAACACCAAGGAGUCACUGUACUCCAUCAUCUACACCAAACUCCAUCGGUGAAUCAACUCUUCCAGGACAAAUGGACAUUCAAACAUCUCAGAUGUUGCAGAAGAACAGUGCUCCUGAAGAAGAGAUGCCACUUGACCUUACCUGUAAAGCAAGAACAAAGGUACAUGUUGAACAAAACCCCAUUGCUCCUCUUGAUCUGUCUUGCAAACCAAGAAUGUGGGAUGCUGAGUCACGAGAGCAGAUUGUAGCACGGUUCCAUCGUGAGGUUAUUGAGGAGAGCAGGAUACAGGUUACUCUUUCAAGAUCACAAUCAGAACAUCCUGGCAGUGAUAUUGUAGAGGCAAAUAGAAAUGAAGCUCGAAGCAUUCAAUCAGAAAUGUCUCAUUCUAGCAACACUUACACUACAGUAGACAGUCGCCAUGAUAGAAGCCCUGUACAAACUGAUUAUGUGUCCCAUCAAGAUCGGAAUAUCUCGAGGCAAGAUUUGAACACUGAAUUGCUUGGAAGUAAGCUUGGACAUCCUUGGAAGUCUGGUGAAUCAACUACCCCAGUAGAGUUUGUACCAGAAAAUGAACAAAUGGUAGAUGUGAUAACAGUUCCAGAACAGUAUGUAGCAAUAGACAGAAAUGUGUGUAUUGAAAGAGUUGGACAACCUCAUGCUUUCAGUGAUCUGCUGGACCAUGGACUCACUUCUGAAGGGCCUGGCCUAAAAAUUGCAAAAACCUGUAACACAUAUGUCAAUCCAGCCACAGGUACUUCAAGCAUUCCACUUAUUGAUCUCACUACGAUCCCUAAGAAGAGCUUAACUCUAACAGCUGGUGAGUCUGCAAAGACAACAGUAGCAGUUCAUCACAGACUAGAACAGGUUCCAGAUGAAACCAAUGCGAAGAAGCUGGCUGAUUCUCAAGAUCAAUUUUUGCAUGUAUCAUAUCACCUUCGAAGAACAAGAAGUGAUGAUACUGAAGUGAGGCACAGCUCUAGCAUUUCACGAUAUACAAGCAAUGAUAGCCCAGCUGUGGGUUUCGAGAGCAACAAAAAUCAACCUGAUGGUGCCUGCAUUGAUCCCCAAAAUAUGCUGAGGAGUUCUUCAACUUCCAAUAUUGCAGUCGCUGCAUCUGACUUGCAAGUGGAAGAUAACUUAAAGCAGUUGAAAUCAAAUUUCCCAAAGGAUAGUCAGCCAGUGAGUGAUAUGAGUCAGUGCCCAAAGAAGCGAUACAAGCGGGCCCAUGAAGCAUACUUGAUGCAGUCUGUUGGCUUGACUCCUUCGAAGAUGCCUGCAGUAAGGACAGCCAGUGAUGUGACACAACCUGCAGCUUCUCUGUUGCCUUCUGGACGUCGUAAGAGAGGAAGACCAAGAGGCAGUAAGAAGACUUUUGAGGCGUCUCUGCAAGAAGCGCCUGUAAAUAAACAGUGCAAAUUUUGUGAAUUUGGAACCACUUCUCGUCAAGAAAUGAAAAACCAUGUAAAUGAAGUACACUUUGAAAAGUACAGGGCUAAAGCUGCAUCUGAAAAGGCUGACAGCAUCACCAACAAUCCUGAAAGUCAUGCAAGGUUUGGUGAUGAAUUUCAAGCUUCGGUAACUGCAGAAAUGGGACUGGGUACAUCGGGUUCCAAGGUUACACCAAACAUUUCUUCCAAAGUUGACAUGCCUGAAAGACUUGGUAGUAAAGAACUUUCCCAGGAAAUAUCAAACACGCUACAGACAGGGGCAGACUAUUGUCAUCAUUGCGAUAUUUACUUCAACGAUACCUCGUCACUUGCGGCACAUCAAAGAAUUCAUCACAAGUGUGAGAAACAGAGCUUUGAAUGCAGAUUAUGUGAGUUUUCUGACUCCUUACCAGGCCCCCUGGUGGUUCACAUCAACAAAAUGCAUUUAAAGGAACUGAGAGGAGGUCCUUGCCCAUUCCGGAACUGCAGUCGGAAGUUUUUAACAUUGACAGAAGUAAAGGAACAUCUGAAUGACCACUGGAUCGUGAAGCAGUAUGCGUGCAAGAUAUGUGGCGUUCGCUACCAGGUCUUCAGCUCCCUCAAGGCUCAUCUAGACCGUCACAAGCAGGAUCUCCCCAACACGUGUAAGGUAUGCACUCUCUCAUUCAAAACACCUGGGACUUUGAAAAGGCACCAGAAACUGAAAGGUCAUUUACCAAAACCCUAGAAUAUGAUUCAAGUGUCGUCUGCUGCAGUGAAAUGGAUAGACAACUUAAGAUUUAGUGCCUCUGUGAUUCCUUUAUUUUCAAGGAGCAUAAAAAUCACUUGUAUUGAAGAAAAGUACUAUUUUGUAAAUACAUGUAUAAGGCAUGAGGAUUACGCACAAAUCGAAAGAAUCAUUACUUUGGUUAAGAAACAUUUCUUAUUUUGGGUGGAAUCAUCCAAGGAAGCAGCAUUUUUAAACGUGAAAUCAUUAUUUGUCAUUCAUGAUACAUGAUAUUGAGGACUUACUAAUUAUUUUUAUGUAUAGGUGACAUGAUAUAUUUUCCUAUUGGAUACUUUGAUUAUGAAUCCUAAAUCCUGUUUACCUUAUUAACAGAUUGUUUAUUCCAUUCCCGUAACUUUAUACUUAUAUUUGAAGGACUAUCAUAUGUAUAUAUGACAUAAUGGAAUAUAGAAUCAGCCUCCUAUGUAAGUACAUCCUGCUAAUUUUUGAUGUUUUAAUGAGCACAUUGCACUGUGAGUAGAUUAUGUUGCCUCCAGGUCAAUUCACAUCAACACGGAGUCAUGCAAAUUUGCUACUGAAAAGGGGGAGGGGAAAAUCAUAUCACCUUUUAAAGCCCCUCUGCACUAGUUUGGCAUGGAGGGAUUAGACCUCCCUGCAAGGUCACUUGCAGGUGGUUAUCUCUUCAAAUCAGCUCUCAAUUACCAUAAGGAAAGGGGCAUCAUUGGGGUCAAAGGGUACAGAUUAGGCAUUUUUGGCUGUGUAGAGGGCGCAAGUAGCUAUAAGUAGUGCAGGGGGGCUUUAAAACUAAUCAAGUUUGUUAACAAAUAAAUAAAAAGGGCAUUGUCUUUAAAAUAGCUAUACAUUUCGAGGGUUCUUUUGUUAAUAGUGUGGCUUUAAAUUUCAUGAUUUGAUAAGGGUUGGACCUGUAGCUUUAUGUUUUCAUGUUUUUCCUCCACAUGCACAAUUGUAAAACCUUAAUCUAUGGUCACAACUCAGAGCGACGACCGACCGAUUUGUAGCCUGCUCGGUCGCCGCUGGAAUUUAGGCAUCGCUAAACGAUUUUUUUUUGUUGAAAAGUCUAUCGGGUUGUAGAGCCCCAAGCGAUGUCUGUGCGGUGCCCUGUCGAUAUCCCGUCGAUCGCCGGUCAUUUUAUGUAAAAACUGGGCGAAAUCGGGGAGCUUCUCGCCUUCUCUGGGCGGCGUCCCGGCAGUGACCGACUGAUGACCAAACGAUUCCCGAGCGGUCUCCCACCGGCCACCGGCUGAUUUUAAAGAAAGUGCCCGCCGGCCGGCCGAUGAUCGGCGGGGCACCGGUAUACACUCGGUGCCCGGGCAGUCGCCCCUCCCCGGUCAUCGAGCGUUCGCCGUCGAGCGAUAGACUCAAAAAUCGAAGCUGCGAGGUCAAAGGUUGCCGACCGCUUUCGAACUCGCCGCCCAGUGACCGACUAAUCUCCCAGUGACGACCGGGCAGCGACUGGGCGGCGACCGCUCGACAGCCUUUGACCUAGCGGCUACGAUUUUUGACCUAAAUCGCUCGACGGCGAACGCUCGAUUAGGUCGGUGUCGGGCGACAAACGCCCGGGCACCGUGCGUAUUUUGGGCGGCAAGCGAAAAGAUCAGGCGCCGCCGAAUCUUAACUCCGCGCUAAAACUUCAGCGGCGACCGAGCGAUACCCUGAAAACAUGAAGUGCUCUGGUUUGUGACCAUAGUUUAAACCAAUGAAUAAUAUAUAUUUUGGUGCAGGGAUUAAAACAAAUAGGAUCUGGCUUAAAACAAUUCUUAUAUCAAUUCCUAUAUCAAUUCCUAUAUCAAUUCCUAUAUCAAUUCUUAUAUCAAUUCUUAUAUCAAUUCUUAUAUCAAUCAAUAUUGGUGAUUGUUUUAGAUAAAUCAAGAUCUAAAUUUAAUUUUGUGGAAAAUCUCAAGCUUACGAUUCUGUCAUACUCUGUGGUGUAUAUCAAGAGAACUCUCCCUUUUGUUUUGUACACAUUUUGGAUGUAAAAACAGUUUUCUUGAAUUUGAAACCAAAUCACAAUUUUCUUAUUUUUCUUGUCUUUCUGGAACUUAUUAUUGUGUCUGUGAUUUAUCUGCUUCCAGCAAUGCACAUUUUUGUUUGUUUAGGAGCUCAUUAUCCCUUUGUAUUUAACAAAAGCUGUCUCAUUGUAUACAAAAUAUUGCAUGUACAUUAUUAUUUUGUUUUAAAUAUUAUUUCAAUAUCAUGCAAAAGAUUUCAGUUUUGUUCAAUAAUGUUAUUUAUAAACGCACUUCUGUUGAUGAUUCCUUAUAUCAAUGCUUUACCCGAUUAUAGAGGAUCUUUUUCAUAAUUUGUGAGGUGAUUUGUCGGCAAAAAAUAAAUUAUCUCCCAUAUAUUUUGCAUCAUGUUGCUCACUCACUUGAAAGGUAUGAAAUAAGAAUAUGAAAUAUCAAUCAUCUUCCAUGCGUUUUGCACCAUGUCGUACACUUAUGUGAAAGCUAAAUCCUCCAUUAAAAUGCGCUGUACAAAGGUGCAAUGGGAGAAUUAGAUUGCUAAAAGGCAAUGCGAUGUACAUUCAGGACUAAUAUUUCAAAUUUUUCUUGGCUGCCAACAAAUCAUUGAAAUAUAAUACAUGUUGUAGUUCAUGCCUUUUUAUUUCAUUGAUUUGCAUGUCAUGUACAUUACACUAAUAUAUAUGUAACUAAUCAUUUAUAUGACAGUAGGGAACUUUGAUUUGAUCAAUCAUGUAUUGAUUGUCAUGUAAAAGUUUUUCAUGUUGAUAAUAAUGAGGUGUUUAAACUCGUUAUAGGAACCCAUACGUGCUUGAAUAACUACGGCAAUACCUUCAGCUUGACUUCCAUGUACUCCAUUUUACUCAACCAGGAGAGGUGCUCUAUCCUUAAUGUCUGUCUUGUUCAAGCGUACAAUCUGGUAAUGUUUUGUAUCUUAAUUAGAGAUGGUUGGUAAAAGUCAUUCAAGUGUUUUUUCUUUGUCGUCAGAUCAUGGUAGUAAAAUUUUGUACGAUCGUUUAAAUUAUUUUUCAUUGAACCGAUAUGGAUUUUUGAAGACGGUUUCGAGUGUAAUGUUUGCGAGAAAAAAAUACAAUGUUCAAGAAAUAUUCUAUUGAUCAAUCAUGCAUGUCGCCAUAUGAUGAGAAACUUUCUAUUAUUAUUAUUGAUACUUCUUAGAGUAAACACGAACGCAAAUGGUUUCGAAGAAUCAAUUCAAGGUCAAUUUCAGUGCCCUACUAAAUGUCCAAUAGAAAUCAUGUUCAGAUUACGUAAUACGUCAUUGUCAUGUUUGUUGAUUUUUCGACACUAGUUGCAAUCGUUUUCGAUCUUCGACAAUUCUUUCUAAUAUAAUAAUAUCCGUUUUUUAAAUUGAAUUCAUAUCGUAUCACUUCUUUUAUAAUACCACAAUUUUGUUAACAUUAAACGCAAUGCAGUUUCCGCUAACCUGUAUGGAGCUUUCAGAAAUGCCUGUUCCCAAAUAUGAAAUAUGAUUAUUUAACAAUCAUGCUUUAUACGUUUUUAUCUUCUUUUCGCAAGUUAAAUGUCGGAGUAGCUAUUGCUAGUGACGUAACGAGACCAUACGCGAUGUUCGGGCGACAUACCGAUGAGAUGAAAAGUGGUUGUGAGACAUCAAGACGAUAGAGGCCGUAAGUCGUGAAUAGAUAUAUAGAAAAAAAUAUAUUUUAGGAUGAUGCAUGCGUCGCUGUAUUAUACAUUUUUUUUGUAAAGCCAUGUGUAUUAUUAUACAGAUAUUGACUAGCAGGGGGUGUAAUAUAACAUUCUUUGGACCGCUGAAGGGAGUUGUAUUUUGUUACAUACCUCAUGGUAGGAUUCUAGGUCUCUGAUUGGUCAGAACUACGAGCGUAAAAGUGGCUAUCGACUGCCAUGUAACAGCUGUCGGUCAUUAGUAAAAACAUUGUCCGGAAAUGGCUCUUUUUGCAUGUAAAUCACAAAACAAGGACGACAUAAGUAUUAUCAUAAUAAUGAAUCUGGAUUUAUAGCGCUUAAAACCAAAUACCGUCACUGUGCACUACAAAACUGCUUUGAAAAUCGUACUUUAAAUACCUUUUGUAAGGUAUAUUUUUAAAAGAUUUGCCAUUUUUACGGAUGCACAUGUGGGGUGUGGCACAUAAAAGGACUACUGACGACAAAGUUGGUGUCACCGAUAAAACUUAACCCUUUAUGGUGAGUAGUUUUCUGUCAAUUAUGAGCAUUGCCCCGCAAAUUAAAUUAUUCAAUAUUUUGUAUACUAUCACCACCGAAUGAGAUGGACAGGCUACAAGUUUGUCUUACGCUGUUAAAUUUAAGACGGGCCUUAUUUCAGCUGUUAAUGUAUGGUUUCAGAUUAUCUGUCCAUAUUUUUAGCAACAUAAGGAGCCAAAUCUAAGAAAGGAUAUUUAUAUUUUCAGCCUCUAAAGUGCUCCGUAAUAAUAUUCCGCUUUUAUAUAGCGCUUAAUACAAAUGUCUCUAAGGGCUUUACAGAUAUAUUAUUACCCCGCUCAUUGGAUUCAACAAUUGCCCGCACGCACGGUGUGCACAAUCUCCACUCCCUGGGGAGUAGUCCGGCCAGGCGUUACUUGUCGCUCAAAAACUGACCAACGAUGACGGUAGCAUCCUACCGGGUACCCAUUUAAUACCUGCCGAAGGUUAUGAGUGCCGUGUCGGGAUUCGUAAUGUAAUUUUAAUAAAAUAAUAUAAUAUUUAACAAGGAAGUGUUUCAUCUAUUCACGAUGUUGGUCACCAUCUCUUGCACGUUUCUUCAUUAUACCGCUUAUGAUUCGUGUACUCGGUAUUCGUCCGUCACCGCCCGGCAUGAAGGCCAAUAUGGAUCCAAUGAAAAUAGUACUCCCGCCUAUUCGGAACUGAAACCAUGAAUUUUGCUGUUUUCUUUCCGAGAAUACAUGCACAAAAUGUGCAUUAUUAAGCUUUGAAGGAAUGAUAUGUCGUAUAGGCUAUUUUACAUGCGUUCCAGUCGGGCAUUAUACUGCGAUAAUUUAUUAAAUCAAGUAUUAAACAUUUUCUGGAUGAUGAAAUUGUUUCGUAUUUAAGUGAAAAUUGCAUCGGCCCGCCUUUAAAAUGAAUUUAUACAGGUACUCUAUCGUUCCUUUUAUGCUGAAAUUGUUAGUAGACCGUAUGUUUUCUUCAUUUAUUGCUUUACGUUAUUCGCGAAAAUAUGCACAAUACUAAUUAUCUGUUUCUUUUUCCUGAAAAAAUAUGAAAUAUUGUAAGUUAUCAAAUGUAAUAGUGUUGAUAGAAAAGACAAAUAUCUCUCUUUUUUUUAGGGUGAUCGAGAACAACAUUUAUCCGACACCAUUCAUACAAUGAAUAUAUAUAACGAAAAUGGACGUUCCAUCGAAACCUUUACGCAUAAUAUUUCACUUAUACCCACUUAGUUUCGGGUUACUUGAAAUAUUUCACUUUCAUCUCUUAUGGAAGCACUUGUAGACAGUUAAGCAAGUAGCACACGAGGCGUUAUUUUGAUUGCGUUAUCCGCGCGUUAUAAACGAGCUGUGACGAGCCUAUAGACGCUAAUAAUUCAACGCAAUGUUUUCAUCGCUGAUUAUUUUGCCAUCACUUGUUUGUACUACGUCAUUCGCACGGCGCGUUAAAGACCGUACAAAUCACUGACGCAACUCUGCGUCAGGCAAAUGACGCCUCGUGUGCGAUGGGCAUUCGUUUAUGAUUGGGCAGAAGAUAAGGCACUUCUCCAGGGGGCGUUUCACAAAACUUGUCAUCAGUGACAAAUUACAGCGGUUUCAAGUUACUUAAAUCCUUGCAUCUGGUUGGAUAUCAGCGGAUUUGUCACUGAUUUGGGUCAUUUGUCAUUGAAAAAAGGCUUUGUGAAACGGGUCCCAGGAGUGACCUGAAAUCUCCCGACUCUCUAACGAAAUUCCACGAUACAACUAAAGCAUCGUUGGACGAAUAUAAAAAAAAUUCGCGUGCUUUAUUGGUAAACUAACGCAGACUUUGAUUUUGAUAUAAAUAGAUUGUAUAGGCAAUGUUCUAUGAAUAAUUGGUGUUAUUUUGAUACUUGUAUAUAUUUUUUUCUCGGAAGUGUUUCGUGAUGGUAGUGGGGUUGCUUGUAAAUUUGCCACCCAUGGAUUUGGUGAAAUAUAAUAUGAUUUUUCCUUGGCGCUGUUCCUAUGUAUGAUAAUGCAUUUUUGUACAUUCCUGUAAAAUAACAACUCGUCUUUCAAAAAUGGUGGGCAUUACUUUAGUUGUUCUAGAAAUGUUUUUGUUGAUCAAUUUUAGAGUAGCCGAGAUUUGCGCCGUUAUAACGUUUUAAUCAUGUAUAUUACAGUUUCCGUAAUAAACUAAUUUCUAUUUAAAUUAUUUGAUAAUAUUGUGGUUCCCUUGUAUACUUUGCACCUAAGAUUGAAUGCUUACUUUUUGUUGUACGCGAAUUUCGUUCGAACUGCUGUAGAUGCAAUCUGUUUUUUGCCGUUUUGUAUAUGUGUUUCUUCAAUAUUCUCUCCAUUUACGAUGCACCAAUCUGAUUCGAUUUUUGUUUUUGUACUGAAGCCAUUAUUGGCCAGUCCGCGCAAAAUUAAAACGAAAAUUUGUUUCGUAUAACAAUUAUCUGGUCGAUGGUUACUUUUAAGCUACUAGAUAUCAUGUAAAUACACUCUUCUUCUUAAUUCGAUCACUAGCAUCAAAGGAACUAUAUCGCUUUAAAUAAAGCAGCGCGUUUCAUUGCAUUUAAAGUGUGGCAAUUUUUUUUUUUGUAUUUUGGGGGUCAAUUAUUUGCCCCUUAAAAAUUUGUUUCGUCCUAACUGUACCUCUCACAUAUGAAACGAGAGUUUUUAUUUUGUUGUAUAUAAGUUUGACAUUUUUCCAAAUUUCGGAGAGUAAUACUCUGUCUUUUUUUUUUUUCGUCUUUUUUAAAAAUCUGAAAUAUUUUUUUUUAUAAACGUAAUUUAUCUCGCAAGCAAUACAUUUUGAGACUCAAUGUAAUAAGAAUCUGUUCUGUAAAUUAUCUUAAAAUACGCCUGCCUGUAUGUUGUUUGGUACUCAGUCCAUUGAAGCGCGAAACAUGUUUUUUUAUUCUAAGUUACUCUGAUAACACUCUUACGACAAAAUAAUCACAGUACUAGUUGUAAAGAGUUAAAUGUAAAAUGGUGUAUAUAUGUACUGCGUACAUGUACAUACAGUGUAUUGUCUUUUGAAGAUUCGUUUCAAAUAACAUUGAAGUGUUUGUAUCGCUCAUAUGUAUAUCUCGUUUAAAUAUGAAUAUGAUUCAUUUUUCGUGUUGCCAUUUUAUGUCAAACAUUUUGAUAACUUGUCCAGUAAGCGAGGGUGAAAUAAAUAAGGGGUAUAAUCCCUUCUAAAAUAAGACAAAAAA
Molecule: messenger RNA, 18563 nt
Organism: Strongylocentrotus purpuratus (purple sea urchin)
Lineage: Eukaryota; Metazoa; Echinodermata; Echinoidea; Camarodonta; Strongylocentrotidae
Exons: 6
Coding region: 2652-11240 (2862 amino acids)
Biological process (GO): regulation of transcription by RNA polymerase II
Cellular component (GO): nucleus
Molecular function (GO): RNA polymerase II cis-regulatory region sequence-specific DNA binding; DNA-binding transcription activator activity, RNA polymerase II-specific
Source: RefSeq, a predicted model, not a curated record